UCAUUCUGUACCUAUCUCCUGCCUGGCCACAUCAACUGGUCAUCAGGACAGUGGCAGAAGAUGCUGCUUCUCCUUCUGAUCUCAAGUGCUUUUGUCCUGCCCUGGGCUGGGGCUGGAAGGAUCAUUGGUGGGAAUGAAGUUGUGCCCCACUCCAGACCCUACAUGGCUUAUGUAUUAAUGCAUGUUUCAAAUCGGUCGGGCUCAAAGGCUUUUUACUGUGGAGGGUUCCUCAUUCGCCCAGAUGCAGUGCUCUCAGCAGCUCACUGUGUGCCUAAAAAAGGGACGGUGAAGGUCACUGUGAUUCUGGGAGCCCACAACAUCCGUGUCCGAGAAUGGAAUCAGCAGUGGAUCAGUGUUAGAGACUGGGUUUUCCAUCCCCGCUAUUCCCCUGACAGCGUAAAAUAUGACAUUGUGCUGCUGAGGCUGAUACGACGUGCCACGAUCAAUCAGAAUGUUAAACCUAUCUCCAUACCCUGUAGAAAUGAACGUGUGAGAGUGGGAACCAAAUGUAGUGUGGCUGGCUGGGGCUGGACGUAUUUGACAGGGCAUUCCAGUAAUGUGAUGAUGGAGGUGGAUCUGAAGGUGCAAAAUGAUAAGCUGUGUCAGCAGCUAUCCAGUACCUACCUGCGUUGGUCCAUGAUCUGUGUUGGUGAUCAGAACAGUAGAAAGUCAUCUUUUGAUGGUGAUUCUGGUGGCCCAUUAGUCUGCAAUCAGAAGGCUCAUGGCAUUGUUUCUCAUGGAAUGGGACGCAGACUCUUCCCUGAAGUAUUUACCAGAGUCUCAUAUUUUGAGCCCUGGAUACGUCAGCAGCUGAGGAGGUUUGCGCUCCAAGAGCUGCCUGCCUCUCCAUCCUCCCAAUAA
Molecule: messenger RNA, 861 nt
Organism: Catharus ustulatus (Swainson's thrush)
Lineage: Eukaryota; Metazoa; Chordata; Aves; Passeriformes; Turdidae
Product: mast cell protease 1A-like
Exons: 5
Coding region: 61-861 (266 amino acids)
Biological process (GO): proteolysis
Cellular component (GO): cytoplasm; intracellular membrane-bounded organelle
Molecular function (GO): serine-type endopeptidase activity
Source: RefSeq, a predicted model, not a curated record